AUGGAGGACAACUUGGAGUCCGGCUGGGUGUCCGUCCGGCCCAAAGCGUUCGACGAGAAGGAGCGGCACAAAUUCGCUUUCAUCGUGGCCUGGAACGACAUCGAGGGAAAGUUGGCCAUAACCUGCCACAACCGGACCGUGCAGAAGCGGACCACCUACCUCGACCCGCUCCUCGACUGGAGCCCGGUCGCCGACGACGGGCAGCCCGGGGUGGCGUCAAAGCAAGACGGCGGUCGUCUGGCGAAAGUUCCGCCGAAGGGAAAAGUUGAGAGUUGGGAUUUAGUGUCGCCCAAGGUGGCCGACGCGGAGUUCGCGGAGCCCGCGGAGGCGCCGCUCUCCCCGGCGGGGGACACCGAGGCAGGCGGCCGCCAGGACUUCAGUUGGGCCGGCCUCUUCUCGUUCCACGAGCUCCGGGCGGCUCACCUCCAGCUGUGCGCAGUCAACGCCGAGCUGGAGCCCUGCCUGCCGGCCUUUCCGGAAGAGCCGUCCGGCGUGUGGUCGGUGCUCUUCGGCGCCUCGGCCGCGCCGUCGCAGCGCGAGACGGAGGCGCUGUGCUACCAGCUGCAGGUGUACCUGGGCCACGCGCUGGACACCUGCGGCUGGAAAAUCUUCUCGCGGGUGCUGUUCACCGACAGCGACGACACCGACGAGUACUACGAGAGUCUAAGCGAGCUGCGGAGGAAAGGCUACGACGACGGCCUGGACAGAGCCAAGAGGCGCCUGCAAGAGGUGCUGGACAAGCACCGGGGCCUGGACAGCAUGGUGGAGCUGCUGCAGGUCUACGGUGAGGAGGACGAGGCGUACGGCCAGAUGCUGGAGGCCGCCACGCAGCUCUACCACUACCUGCUGCAGCCUUUCAGGGACAUGAGGGAGAUGGCUAUGCUCAGACGCCAGCAGAUUAAGAUCUCGUUGGAGACGGAGCGCCUGGGCCCUCGCCGUGUGGACGGCCUGAGGAGGGAGGACGAGGAGUGGCAGAAGAAAGCGCAUGCCGCCGUCCUCGCCAUCCAGGACCUGACUGUCAAGUUUUUCGAAACCACCAAUCGGGCGCAGAAAGCACUGUACGAGCGUAUGCGCGCCGACCAGAGGCGACUGGGCAAGUCGGCGUGGGCUGCGGCAGUGGAGCGCAUGGAGCGGCUGCAAUACUCGGUCUCCAAAGAAACGCUGCAGCUGAUGCGGGCCAAGGAAAUCUGCCUCGAGCAGAGGAAGCACGGCCUUAAGGAGGAGAUGCGAAGCCUGCAGGGUGGCGAGGACGCCAUGCUGCACCUGGACCAGCUGGAGGCGCUGUACUAUGAACUUCAGCUGCAGCUGUACGACAUCCAGGCCGAGGUGUUGCGCUGCGAAGAGCUGCUGCUCACCGCGCAACUGCAGAGUCUCCGCAGACAGAUCACAGAGAGGCAGGAUGAGGUGGUGUACUACGAUGCCUUCGAGAGCCCCGACGCCAUGAAGGGGGCGGAGGACCCGGCCGGGCCCCCGCCUCUGCCGCCACUACGGGACGAGGAAGAACUGGGCCUCCUGCGGCAGAGGACUCGGCAGCUGGAAGCCCGCAGGGGACGCAUCAACACCAAGAAAGUCUACCUCAAAAACAAGAAGGAAAUUUGUGUCUCCAAUCACAAGCAGAAGAUUGCAGAGCGUCAGGGCGUCCUCACCUCAUCCCUGCAGGUGCGGGAAACAGAGGAAGAGGAAGCAGAGCGAAAUGCACGAGUGAGUCUGGAGAGGCAAAGAACUCUGGACCGACUUCGCAGCCUCAAUCAGCGUUAUCCGGGUCACGUGACCCUGAAGUCCAGUCGUCUCAGGCUGGUUCAGACGCGGCGGCGAGCGGGUCAGCCUCCCUGCACACAGGCGGCCGGCGUCCAGACUGACUGCGUCAUCUCGGACAUGCCGAAACUCUCGGUGCCUCCUCCAGGAGAUGCCUACGAGUCCUUACCCGCCACCCAGCUGCACAACCUGGACUCGUCUUCGCCGUUCCUCUCCCUGCCGACGUCCGUUCUCACCCUGGAAGGAGCCCCUCCACCGCCUCCACCUCCUCUCCCCCCUCCUCCACCGCCCGUAUCCGUUGAGCCACGCCUGGAGUUGCCGCGCGAGUCGGUGCCCGCCACGCUCCCCCUGGCUCCGUUCUCGCCACGCUUCUUCGACAGCAGCCAGCUGUUGACGGCCAGGAAGAAGCUGAGGAAAACGUCGGCUGAGGACGCCACCCAGUGGAGGAGAGCGAGUUCCCCGAUGGACGAGGUCCUGGCGUCCCUGAAGCGCGGCAGCUUCCACCUGCGCAAAGCCGAACUGCGCGUCCUGGGCCCCGACCCGGACGACGACAGCGAGAAUAUCCUGGCGCAGAUCCGGCAGGGCGUGCGUCUACGGCAGGUGCGCGCCCCGCCCGAGCGCCCGGGCCGCACCGACCGCUUCGCACACUCGGCCGACGCUCUGACGCGCAGCAUCCACGAGGCCCUGCGCAGGAUCAAGGAGGCGUCACCCGAGUCAGAGUCAGAGGACGAGGGCCUGCCCUGCGCCGACUGGGAGAACUAAAACGCUGUGCCAGCCGUGCGGCAUUUUUAGUGCAAUUUGAACAAAAACUAACUUUUUUUUGUAUUCCAAGUGGGUUUUGUACAAGUGGACCACUACACGCGUUUACCAUCCUGUACCAUUGUACUGUUCCUUUAAAGAGGUCCACAUGGAAAUGUACAUCACACAUGUAGGGCCUGACCGAUUAAUAAUACAAUAUUAGCCCUUUUUUAACAGCCCACGUCCCACCCCCACAUUACAGCAAGACAAAGAGUCAUGAAGUAUUUUAAAAAAUAAGAUCAGCCAAAAAAAAGUCCUAUUUGUCCUCUCUUUUGUAAAUUAUUGUCAAAUGUUCUGCCUGUAAUUCAUAUCUUUAUUGUUGUACGCGUUAAAGGACCCUGCAAAAAGAACUUUUAUUCAUUAUAUAUUUUUAUAAUUAAUCGGUUAUCGGAAUCGGCCUAAAAAAAUAUAUAUUGGCAUCGGUUGGGCCCUACUCCUAAGUAUUCCCAGGUUUUUGUUUGUUUGUUCUUUAAAUGUUUGUUUUUUUUAUUCCACCAUCUUAUACGAGCAAAUUCCAAAUGUUUCUUUCUGAUUCUAGCUUUUGUCUUGUGUGGGCUAAAUGGCAACUGGGAGUGCAGUGUUCAGAGAGGCAGAGCGCGCUCCAUUUGCUCUGAAUUUACCAACGAGCAUGUUGGCAAUUGGCAGGGCUAUGUCAGUGUCUAAGUUCUGCCUGUGAACAUCUCAUCCUGCCAGACGCUCCGGCCGCUCUGUCUGUCUCCAGCACUCUCAGUGUGAGACGCUCUGAAUAACCAAACGGCACACUCCAACAACACUCGGUGUUUCCGAAUGUUCCGGAGUGUGGAGAGUGCGUUUGGAGUGAUUUUCCGGACGUAUCCCAUGUGUGAGUCUUGGGACUCACACUUGGCCAUUGCAAGGCAAACAAUACAUGAGAUUGGAAGCUCUGUGAUUUGUGGGGCCAUUAAAAGUAACAAAUAUGU
This is a messenger RNA of Phyllopteryx taeniolatus (common seadragon), 3491 nucleotides long. It is a transcript of the gene jmy, whose product is annotated as junction mediating and regulatory protein, p53 cofactor. Gene Ontology annotation, cellular component: nucleus; cytoplasm. Lineage: Eukaryota; Metazoa; Chordata; Actinopteri; Syngnathiformes; Syngnathidae. The transcript is spliced from 10 exons. Gene Ontology annotation, molecular function: transcription coactivator activity; Arp2/3 complex binding; actin binding. Bases 1 to 2517 code for a protein of 838 amino acids. Gene Ontology annotation, biological process: intrinsic apoptotic signaling pathway by p53 class mediator; Arp2/3 complex-mediated actin nucleation; positive regulation of apoptotic process. The record is from RefSeq and is a predicted model, not a curated record.